Cajanus cajan (pigeon pea) is the source of this 2908-nucleotide messenger RNA. Its product is annotated as Voltage-gated chloride channel family protein. Gene Ontology annotation, biological process: transmembrane transport; chloride transport. The record is from RefSeq and is a predicted model, not a curated record. Gene Ontology annotation, molecular function: voltage-gated chloride channel activity. Lineage: Eukaryota; Viridiplantae; Streptophyta; Magnoliopsida; Fabales; Fabaceae. Gene Ontology annotation, cellular component: intracellular membrane-bounded organelle; plant-type vacuole membrane.
CACACUAAUAAUCACCACACAGGUCACUCUCUUGUCCCUAAAACUCUCUCUCAUCUUCUCUCUCCCACACUGGCUAUUAGGUAGGUAAUUGGUAUCCGCCAUUUCUUUGUUCACGUGCUCCGGUCAAACUCUCAUGCUUCAAACUUCACCAUUCAACUCUCACUCUCACUCUCACUCUCACUCUCACUCUCACUCUCACUGCACACCAUGUCCCAAAACCACUUCACCAAUGGAGACUCCGAAUCUCUCAUUCGUCGACCUUUGUUAUCUUCCCAAAGAUCCAUCAUCAACUCCUCCUCCCAGGUCGCCAUCGUCGGCUCCAAUGUCAGCCCAAUUGAGAGCCUCGACUACGAGGUUUGCGAGAACGAGUUCGUGAAGCAUGAUUGGAGGAGAAGUGGGAAGGCGCAAAUAUUUCAGUUCAUUUUCAUGAAGUGGCUCUUGUGCUUUCUCAUUGGCAUGAUCGUUUGCCUUGUUGGGUUUUGCAACAAUCUCGCCGUGGAGAAUCUCGCCGGCAUCAAGUUCGUGGUCACUUCCAAUAUGAUGUUGGAGAGUAGGUUUCUGUGGGCCUUUUUAGUAUUUUUUGUUUCAAAUUUAGUUCUCACGCUUUUUGCUGCCACAAUCACGGCUUUGAUAGCACCUACUGCCACCGGUUCGGGUAUACCUGAGGUGAAGGCUUACCUAAAUGGUGUGGACGCGCCUGGAAUAUUUACUAUACGAACUCUGAUUGUUAAGAUUAUUGGAAGCAUUACAGCGGUGUCAUCAUCACUUCUUAUCGGGAAGGCAGGGCCUAUGGUGCAUACGGGUGCAUGCGUGGCAGCAUUGUUAGGUCAGGGUGGAUCAAAGAGAUAUGGGUUAACCUGGAAAUGGUUUCAGUUUUUUAAGAAUGACCGAGACCGGAGAGAUCUAAUAAUAUGUGGAUCAGCAGCUGGAAUUGCGGCUGCCUUUCGUGCCCCUGUUGGUGGUGUGUUAUUUGCUCUUGAAGGGAUGACAUCUUGGUGGAGAAGUGCCCUUCUGUGGAGAGCUUUCUUCACAGCAGCAAUAGUUGCAAUUUUGCUUCGUGCCAUGAUUGACUUAUGUUUAAGUGGUAGAUGUGGGUUAUUUGGUAAAGGGGGACUAAUAAUGUUUGAUGCUUAUUCAGCAAGUGUUUCGUAUCAUUUGGUGGACAUUCCUCCUGUCUUUAUUCUCGGUGUUAUAGGUGGGAUACUUGGAAGCUUAUUUAAUUUGAUAUUGAGCAAAGUUCUUCGCAUAUACAAUUUUAUCAACGAGAAAGGCACCAUUUUCAAAAUUUUGCUUGCCUGUGUUAUUUCCAUUUUUACAUCCUGUCUUCUUUUUGGAUUGCCAUGGUUGACAUCUUGCCGACCAUGUCCACCUGAUCCAACUGAGCCUUGUCCUACAAUAGGUCGGUCUGGUAUCUACAAGAAAUUCCAGUGCCCUCCCAAUCACUACAAUGAUCUUGCCAGCCUCAUUUUCAAUACAAAUGAUGAUGCUAUCAGAAAUCUAUUUAGCAAGAAUACUGAUGAUGAGUUUGAGGUUAAAUCAGUGCUCAUCUUUUUCAUCAUGUGCUUUUUUUUAAGUAUAUUUAGCUAUGGAGUUGUUGCACCAGCUGGUCUUUUUGUGCCAGUUAUUGUGACUGGUGCAUCUUAUGGGCGCAUUGUUGGAAUGUUGCUUGGCAAAAAUUCCAAUCUUAACCAUGGUCUUUAUGCUGUACUUGGUGCUGCUUCUUUUCUCGGUGGAUCCAUGAGGACAACGGUUUCUCUAUGUGUAAUUAUUCUAGAACUGACCAAUAACCUGUUAUUGCUACCCUUAAUCAUGAUGGUGCUGUUCAUAUCUAAGACUGUAGCAGACGCUUUCAAUGCAAAUAUAUAUGACAUUAUAAUGAAAGCCAAGGGUUUGCCUUAUUUAGGAACUCAUGCUGAACUAUAUACAAGGCAGCUAACAGUAGGCGAUGUAGUCACAGGCCCCCUUCAGACGUUUAAUGGCAUUGAGAAGGUUCGUAACAUAGUGUUUAUUCUCAAAACUACUGGACAUAACGGGUUUCCUGUUAUAGAUGAGCCUCCUAUUUCGGAAGCUCCAGUUUUAUUUGGCAUAAUCCUACGUGACCAUCUUCUCACAUUGUUGAAGAAGAAAGCUUUUUUGUCCUUACCUGUUGCAUCAAGUAAUGAAGUCUUCAACAAGUUUUCAGCUGAUGAUUUUGCAAAGAAGGGUUCAAGCAGAGUUACUCUAAAGAUAGAGGAUAUUCUGUUAUCGGAGGAAGAGUUGGACAUGUUCAUAGAUUUACAUCCAUUUGCUAAUGCUUCUCCUUAUACUGUUGUGGAGACAAUGUCACUGGGAAAGGCCCUUGCUCUUUUUCGAGGGCUUGGUUUAAGGCAUCUGCUAGUGGUACCCAAGUUCUCCGGUAGAUCACCUGUGGUGGGUAUACUCACGCGGCACGAUUUCAUGCCAGAACAUAUAUUGGGUUUGCAUCCGUUUUUGGCAAGAAACAGGGGGAAAAGAUUAAGAUUUUUUAGCACCCUUGCGUAGGGAAAAAAAAUUUGGCCUACAUAUUCUUGCAAUAAUCUUUUAGGGCAUCUGACCAAGGCUAGCCAGCUUAAUGAUUCUUGUGUUGCAGAAGGAUUUCUUAUUCACGAGACUAGAAUGAUAGUGAUAGUUUUUUUAUUUUUAUGCAUGGAAUCCGGAGCUGAGUCAUAUUACUUUAAUCAAAGUAUGAUUCUAUGAGCCCUUCUUCAAUUAUUGUUCCACUUUGUACAUAAAAUGCUUGCCAUAGGAUAUAAACACAAUUUUGUUCUUUGACAAUAACAUGAGGCAAAGGAUGGCCUCUCAUCAACAAGAUUGAAUUUUACUUUAACUGCAUUAUACAUUCUGUCAUGAUAAAUGAUCAGUGGUUAGCCGAGGGUGCUUCGCUUCUCAA